This is a messenger RNA of Caenorhabditis bovis, 819 nucleotides long. NCBI's taxonomy places the organism in Eukaryota, Metazoa, Nematoda, Chromadorea, Rhabditida, Rhabditidae. The record is from the annotation of a GenBank genome assembly.
AUGAACGGUCGCAAUCAUUCUAGUAAUGGUCCUCAAAGUCUGAGGGAUUAUUACUACAAUAAAGCGUGCGAGUCAUUGUUCACAAAUACAACAAUCGAGAACCCGGCUGGUAUGUUUUCCCAAUUGCUGGCGCCACGUAGUGGCAUCCCACAAGAUUCGUCAACAAAAGGAAAUUUGGCGGAAUUGCGUGGAUUGACACCCAGGACAAACGAGCAAAGAGAUUCCAUCGCCGUUCCGUCAAUUGAAGAUGAGCUACGAAUUCAAUUCGACGCUCUUUCGUUGGCGAGACAAAAAAUGGACGAUUCGCUGGGGAAGAAUUUGGAACAAGACCAGCUUAGAAUGAAGUUCCAUACUGCAGAAGAGAUGAAGACACAAGUUUCAGAACCGGCAGAGGCUAUGCCUGUAGAGCAUCAUCUUUCUGAACGGAAAUUUGUACACCAAGAGCAAGGGGAUGCACUUCAGGUGAAGUUCUCCGGUACGGCCUCAGAGAAACGCUCACGUGAUAAUGUCUCACAAGAUCACAAGAAGCCACGACAGAACCGGCGUAGAACUCGCAAUCGAAAGAAGAACAAUGGAGAACGAAGGGAAAAAAAUCAAGAGAAAAACGGCGAGACAAAACAAACCACUGCGGAGCAAUCUGACAACCAACUGAGAAAUGGUGGUAGAGGCAGCAACGGUUGUCGCCGCGGUGCACAGUAUAAAUUUCACAAAGACGGAGCAGACCUCUACCUCAACGAAUGCAGCCGAAUCACACUCGAACGGGGAAUUUUCUUCUGCAAACUAGAGAAACGGGCAUUAUCAGCUAUCAUUUGCUUCUAA